CGUGAGCACGAGUGACUGGAGCGGAAUAGACGUGGACGUUGAUCAGGGAUAGGCAUAGGCAUAGGCCAUAGCUACGUUGCGUGGUGCAACGCCACUGGCGUGCGAAUUUGUUGCAGGGCUGCGGCGACAACUAAACUUCACAGCGUGGAUUCCGUGGAACCACUCUCGAAGAAGACACUCAAAUUUCUGAAAGCUUUCUUGCUCAUUUGGAUGCUGGUUAACCCUGUUCGCUAGCGCCUUCCUCGCCUCAGCUACCGCAAAUCUGCGGUUUGACCAUGAAAUGGAAUAUGAUUCCAGCUUUUAUCGCUUUGGUCUGCACAUUUCUAGAUAUGCAAAGCGAUCGAUCUUGAUCACUGGUGGCUUGGGUUUCGCAGUCGUCUAUCCAGCACUGCACAAUGCAUUGGAUUAUGGCUUUCCGUCCGCAACUGGAUGGUACAUGCGUGACUCUGUCAAAAUGGCAACCGAUCAUACCAACAUUGCACUCUUGCAGCUUGCACCGUGCUUCUCAUCUGCCCCAGCAGCAUUGCUAGUGCAAGCAGAACAAUUGCACAUCGAAUUAUUGAAUUUGCUCGGCGAUUUUUGUUACAGAACUGGUCCCUUGUGCCUCACGCAUACGCUGUUUGACGCUCCGCAGCAAGACUGGCUGGCGAUCCUGACGUUGCGACGAACUCGAAAGAAGAUUCCAGGUACAUAUCCAGUCGCAACACGCAGCCUCGUUGACCGUGUCAUCAUUGGCAGGGGUGUGCAAGCGCGUUGCCUAACGCUGUCAUAUUUUAUCAAGGCCCAAUCGGAAGCGAUGGACCAACUCGUUGCGGAGCGCGCACAGCAGAUUUGUGCAAGGCAUGCAGAUUGCGAAUCGAUACUCAAGAUGGACUUACUGAAGUUGGAGAAAGUUGCCAUCUCAUGGACAGAACAAAUGAUUUUGCUUGCAGGAUACUCGGCUGUCCUUGCGUAUCUCUUCAUCUCCUUCAGGCGUCUACGACUGGUUCGUUCUCGGAUAGGUCUCGCGGUCACGAGCUUCGUCUCUAUAACGUUUGCUGUCCUUGGUGCAUUCGAUUUAGUCUAUCUGUUUGAUGAAUCGAGCAGUCUGUCGCCCUUAGCAGUAUUACCAUUCAUGGUGAUGGUGCUCGAAACGGAAAAUAUCUUCCGGGCGACAAACGCUGUCACGCGUAUUCCUCGAACCCUAUCUCCUGCGCAGCGCAUGUCCGAGGCGAUGCGUACUGUUGGGCCAACAGGGCUACAUGCUCUUGGUGUCAAUCUUUGCAUCAUCGGAAUGUUUGGGUACGUUGCCAAUUCUGCUUUGCGUCAAUUCUGCGGUAUCUUGGCUGUGGCUUUAGUCUUGUCCUACGCACUUCACUUGACUUUCUUCUGCGCAAUCAUGUCGAUCGAUGUUCGCCGUACAGAGCUCAUGGAUCUGCUCAACGAGCGACACCAGAUUGCUCCGCGGUUCUUGGAGUCUUAUUUUCCGGUCAGUACGCGGAGAGUCGGGUCAUUCAUUUUGACUGUUUUUCUCUUCAUCUGCUGGUCUAGCUUGCCGGCUAGUAGCCCAUUCGAUCGCGGCAAUGAGAAUCUAAUGAGACUCCCGGUCGACACGGUCCUGACGCUACUCGAAAAGCAACAAGUUGACUUGCGUAUCUUGUCCUAUUCUAAUCGUUCGAGAACUCGCAUAUUCUCGGACACGUUGCUGAAGGAAAUCGCUCAGGGUCAUCCAAAACACACUUUGCUUCUUUUUGUCCUGGUCAUGUUGAGUACCUAUGCUCUUGUAACUGGCCUCAUCUCUCGAAGCGGCCAGCCAUGCGCAAGUAGAAGAGCAUGCAGAGAUAGCGAUGCUUCUUCAAUUAUCGGUGAGCCAGGUUUUGCUCAUUUUGCUCGAUGGCACACUUAUUCUUCACGAUUUGGCAGCAACUUCUCGUGUUCAAUUAGGCCGGGCAGAGCUAGGCUCACAAAUAUGGAGACUAUCUGAUGAUGGAUUCAUUCUUUUCACUAUUGGUCGACGGACUAGGUGGCGUGCCUGGUCUUUGCCUGAUGGCAAGGCUUUUGCUCUGCCGCAUUUGGCUAAGGAGGAUGCCUCGAUCUUAGAUGCGAGCCUUUCUGAGGGGCAUUUUCGCGUUAUUUGGUCAAACGGUGUUUUUCUUGACUACGAACGUUCCUGUAUGCGAACUGAGAGCGCUUGUAUCGAAAAUAUCACCCGAGCCUUGUUUGUUGGUCCAGCGUUGCUGCUUGAACUUCAAGGGUCUUUUUGGAUAUCGCAUACUAGUGGAAAGCCAUUUGACGUGGACAAGCCAAUUUGCGA
Molecule: messenger RNA, 2293 nt
Organism: Protomyces lactucae-debilis
Lineage: Eukaryota; Fungi; Ascomycota; Taphrinomycetes; Taphrinales; Protomycetaceae
Product: sterol-sensing domain of SREBP cleavage-activation-domain-containing protein
Exons: 2
Coding region: 281-1963 (560 amino acids)
Biological process (GO): SREBP signaling pathway
Cellular component (GO): endoplasmic reticulum membrane; Golgi membrane
Molecular function (GO): sterol binding
Source: RefSeq, a predicted model, not a curated record